AUGUUAAUAGAUCCCCAACAAUUGAAUAAGUGCGUGUUAGAGUACAUAGAAAAUGAGCUGCACAGCCAGUCCACCUGUCUGUCUGUAAAACAAAUCCGCUCGAUUAUAAUCUGGUUUGUCUUCAUAUUCACGCAGGGGAAGUUGGAGAGCCUCCGGCCCUUGUGCUACAAAAAUGCUGAUGUCUUCCUCCUCUGCUACAGCGUCGUCCGUCCCUGCUCUUUCCGUAACCUCACUACCAAAUGGCUUCCCGAGAUCCGUCAGCACUGUCCCAGCAUGCCCGUGGUCCUGGUAGGCACCCAGCUGGACCUGAGAGAAGAUGUUCAAGUACUGAUCCACCUGGCACAGAACCAGCAGCAGCCAGUGUCCACAGAGGAGGGCCAGCGGCUUGCCCAGGAGCUCGGGGCAGCGAGUUUUGCAGAGUGCUCAGCACUGACUCAGAAAAACCUGAAGGACACUUUUGAUUCGGCUAUCUUAGCUAGCAUCCAGUACACAGAGAGCAACAACAUCCAGCAGCAGAAGAGGCUAACGCUCAGGAAGAAGACCCCUGAUAAGAUCAAGAGCCUUUCAGAGACCUGGUGGAGGAAAAUCAACUGCCUGAUGGGAGAGCAGAGCUGUGAAUUCAAAUGAACACAGUUUGAUUACAAACCUGAGUGAUGUUGUCUUUUACAGAGCUGAUUACAGAUAAUGCCAGUAGAGUAGGCAUUAUCAACACAAAGAGCAACACAACACGUUCCUGAAAUAAUUCAAAUAGCAGUUAAAAACUCUCAAACUGACAGGAAAAUUCUGCUAGAAAAAUGUUAAUAGAUCCCCAACAAUUGAAUAAGUGCGUGUUAGAGUACAUAGAAAAUGAGCUGCACAGCCAGUGUAAAGAGUCUUUGUCAUUUCUGAGGUGUCUAGAGUAUAAAGACAGAUUUUUAGUAAACUGCAUUAUGUAGUAGAAAUGUACCUGUAGUCUUGAUGCAUGUUCAAUCAUCCAGCUAUGGAAAGAUGUUUUUGUGCUGCGUUGAUUUUUGACAAUUUAUUGAAGUGCAGCACUGCACUGGAGUCCUGUUACUAAACCAUCAACUACAUAAUUGCCAUCAACAAAAGAAGGUGGUUGCAAGGAGAAAUAUUCAGCAGAUCAUUCAGUAUGCAAAAAGUUCCUAAAACACAACGAGGACUCGAAGAUAUUUAAUAAAAUAAUGAAAGUAAUGAACAGUUAAUAUGAAAUGCACUUUGUAAACAAUGAACGAAGGACGCAUGUAAGAAUCAUUUGUACUCUAAAUCAUUUUUCCUGACUUGUGAACUGAGAAACGAGCAGAAUCUGAGGGUAGAUUUGUGAUUGUGGGUUCAUAUUUUAGUCCUGAUUUCGUUAGCCUCACUCAUCUAAAGGGUAAAAAAUAAUUUACAAAUGUAUUUGGUUUGUUUGUCACUUUUACACCCAAACAUUAUAUACUCUUUGUUAGUUGUAGAUUAUUUAUUGUGUGUUUAUAUUUAUUGAGUUGAAUGCCAUUCCUGAUCAUGAAAUAUGCUCAGAAGCCUUGAAUAAAAGUUUAUUACA
This is a messenger RNA of Neolamprologus brichardi, 1540 nucleotides long. NCBI's taxonomy places the organism in Eukaryota, Metazoa, Chordata, Actinopteri, Cichliformes, Cichlidae. The record is from RefSeq and is a predicted model, not a curated record.